Talpa occidentalis (Iberian mole) is the source of this 2965-nucleotide messenger RNA. RefSeq names its product E3 ubiquitin-protein ligase RLIM-like. Gene Ontology annotation, cellular component: cytoplasm; nucleoplasm. The transcript has 2 exons. Bases 248 to 2629 code for a protein of 793 amino acids. Lineage: Eukaryota; Metazoa; Chordata; Mammalia; Eulipotyphla; Talpidae. Gene Ontology annotation, molecular function: ubiquitin protein ligase activity. Gene Ontology annotation, biological process: ubiquitin-dependent protein catabolic process; random inactivation of X chromosome; protein ubiquitination. The record is from RefSeq and is a predicted model, not a curated record.
AUGCGGGGGGUGACGCAUGCCUAGGCAACCACGUGUGCUAGGUGCCGGGAUACAGGUGGUCUCGGUCGUUUACUCGCUGGACACUGCGGAACCCACGGAGGCAGGAGGCGGGCUGGAUCGACACACACUAACUGUGGGAAGCUCAACUUCCUGGAUGGGAAGCAGGAAGUCAAGAAAGCCAAAAUUCCGUUACUUUAAUUGAACACCGAGCGGUGAAAGACAGGUGGUUUUCCACCUGUUCGUCUAGAUGGAAAGCUCAGAUUCCGAAGAUGAAGGCGACGGAGCGGAGAGCCUCGGCGGAAGUCAGACCGACCGACUCCUCCGGGAAGAAGAUUUCUUCCGAUUCGUAAAUAAUCUGACUGUAGAGGAUUAUAAACUUAUGCGGGAUAACAAUUUGCUUGGCAUCCCAGGAGAAAGUACAGAAGAAGAACUGCUGAGAAGACUUCAACUUCUUAAAGAAGACGCACCACAAAACACAGAUGAAAACACAGGUGGGGGAGACUCCUCAGAUGAUGUGUCCAGUGGUGACUCUCUAAGAGACUGGCUUAACUCUGUUACACAAACUGAACAUGUGUCAGGUGAGCAAAGAGAAAACCAAUCUUGGAGAGCAGUGACCCAGAUUGAUCCAAACAGUGAAUAUUCCAAAAUAAAUUCAGAAAGAAAUGCUAACCAUAUCGCUGAGAGCUGGAGUAGGGAGAAUGAAUAUGCACCAUCUCCAAGACUUCAUGGAACUGAAAAUGCGGAAGAUAGCCAAAGCCAAAUGGAAAAUUCACCGUGUGAAUCAAUAUAUACAAAACCAUUUAGGUGUGAACAAAGCACAAAUGUCUCAUUAUUGGACAUCCUACCUACCAAAGGUCAGAGGAGAGCAAGAAGCAGAAGCCCAGACCAUAGAAGAACCAGAGCUAGACCUGACGGUAGGUCACCUUCAGAUUUACUGAUUGAAAUCACAGAAGGAUUUCCUCAUGGCAUAAGACCUUGGAAUUUUCAUGAUCUACGGGGAAAUGAAAUUGAAAGAUAUUCUACAACUCAGCACCAAGAAACAUCCAGACAGCCAGUAACUACACCCGAGUUGCAAAACAGAGGUUCCUCUGUAACCUCUGAAAUAGGAAAUGUCACUCAAGAUGAAUAUUCUUCAGACUCAGACAGCAUUGGUGAUCCUUGGGGAUCAAGGUUGAUGAAUUCAGCUAUACUCUCUGAUACAGAAGAAGGAAGAGUUCCAUCUAGAGAAAAUUAUCAGGAAGACAGCAUAGUUAGUAGAACUCAGUUAACAUCUGAGAGACCAAACAAUGCUGAGACAUUAGAAAGUGAAAAAGGAAGACUUAGCCGUAUGUUCUCACAUUCUGAGCAGGCUGAUAGGAUAGCUUAUGACAAUACCAAUAGACUUUCCCUUCACAGACUUUUAAGUUCUUGUUGCAGUGAUGCAACAUCUUCUGCAAUUCAGAACACAUCAGAGCAGACAAUGACAGGUUUUAGUGACUCAAGUAACCAUAUGGACACUACCAACAGACUUUCCCCUCAUAGAUUUUUAUGUUCUUGUUGCAGUGACACAUCUGCAAUUCAGAACACAUUGGAACAGACAAUGACUGUUUUUACUGAUUCAAGUAACCUUAAGGGCAGUACCAACAGACUUUCCCUUCAUAGAUUUUUAUGUUCUUGUUGCAGUGAUGCAACAUCUUCUGCAAUUCAGAACACAUCAGAGCAGACAAUGACCGGUUUUAGUGACUCAAGUAACCAUAUGGGCAGUACCAACAGACUUUCCCAUCACAGACUUUUAAAUUCUUGCUGCAGUGACACAACAUCUGCAAUUCAGAUCACAUCAGAGCAGACAAUGGCCGGUUUUAUUGACUCAGAUAACCAUAUGGGCACUACCAGCAGACUUUCCCUUCAUAGAUUUUUAUGUUCUUGUUGCAGUGACACAACAUCUUCUGCAAUACAGAACACAUCAGAGCAGACUAUGACCGGUUUUAGUGACUCAAGUAACCAUAUGGAUAGUGACAGUAAUUUGGAGCCUAAUGUCUCAGCACCAAGUCCAGGCAUAGAAAGGACAUCAUCACCAAAUGGAAGAGAUGGUUCUGGUAAUAGUACUUCUGAUAUCAAUGCAAUUCCUAGAAUUUAUUUCCAUCCAUGUUCGCCAUCAGUUUCUAGAUCGAGCUCCAACUAUGCUCCUAGUUCCAGUUCUACUCCUAUUUCUAGUUCCAGCUCCAGUGAUAACAUUUCAGUCAUCAGUUCACAGCUAUUUGAAGGCAAUGAUGAAAGGAGCAUAUCAGGAUUAUCAGAGUACACAAUAGGGAGUAGACCUAUGUCGCCGGUAAUGUUUGACGAUGGUGACUCUUGGACCUCCCUUAAUCUGGAUCACUUUUUCCUCUUAGAAGAAGAUCAGCAUCAAUCUACAGGUCUCACCAAAGUCCAAAUUGACAACUUGGCUAUAAGAUCAUUCGGUGAAACUGAUGCAUUGAAACCCUGUAGCAUAUGCAUCACAGAGUUCACAGAAGGCAACAAGAUCCUCACACUACCUUGUACCCAUGAAUAUCACGUACACUGCAUCGAUCGCUGGCUGUCAGAGAACACUACCUGUCCUAUUUGUCGCAGGGAAGUAGUUGAUCCUGCUGAGAGGGAAAAUUCUAAUUGAGAUACCAAUUCUCAGCUCUAAAAGCUGUUUUAGUGAUGGGCAAAUGAUGCUCACCUGACAACACUCACCUGUCUCACGUCCAUGUUUGGAGUAAUACUUAAAUAUAAUAAUCUGAAUGUAAACUGAAAAUUUUAUGCAAUAAUAUGAACUGAAUCAUUAGUUGCUGAAGGAAUUAUUGGAUUGCCCCCCAAGUUCUCCUCAAUAACAAUAGUAAAUGUUAACAGUGUGAACUGAAUUAUUGGUUCCUGGAGGAGUUAUGGACUUUUCUCAAUUUUUCUGUUCCAUAAUGGAAAGUAUUAGAAACUCAAUAUUAUCCUUCCUGACAAUAAAAAUUAU